CGUUGAGCUCCAGCAAUCCGACUGUCAACUUGAAAUGCGCUGAGGAAUUGGAUGGGUCUUCAAGACGCAGUCAUCGCGAGGGUUAAUAUAGAACCUUCUUGCUAGUACGCUUCCCUCGUGGUUACAGAAUGGCGGAUGCGUCAAAACAGCCGAUAGAACUAACCCCAAAAGAAGAAGCGGCUCACUUCCAACAACUCCUCCGUGAGCUAGCAAUAUCCGACGGCGGAGUGGGUUCUGAUGGAACUGAGAAUUUUGAUCAAAUAUCAUACGUCAUCAAACAAAUCCUGCAAACUGGAAAAGAAGAUGUCUUUGCCGACCAGCUGACGGGGUUUAUUCAUAGGAAGGAGGCAGAGAUCGAGAAGAUGUGCGUCUUCCAUUAUCAGGAAUUCGUACAAUCCGUUGAUCAGCUCCUGAAAGUGAGGCAAGGGACGGUUACGUUAAAGGAUAAAAUAAAAGAUCUCAAUGAACAGAUGCAAUCAUCUGGCAGUAAGACUAUUGCCAAGAAAAAGGAAAUCAUAGAAAGUCGGCAGACGUUGUUGAAUAUCGAGCUUGCUGUCGAAUCCCUACAGUCAUGCUUAUUUGUACUGGAUAUUGCCAACAAAGUGAAUGCAAGCAUCGAAAGCCGCAAGUAUUAUUCCGCGCUGAAGAUGUUGGAGGAGCUGCAGGCAACACAUUUGCGGCCGGUGACACAAUACAGUUUUGCCAAACACAUGCAGGAGUACAUUCCCAUUAUGCAGGAAAACAUCCGCGAGGCUGUAUUGGAGGAAAUGCAAGAAUGGCUAGUCAAUAUACGGGAAAACACCCGAGGAAUAGGGAAAAUGGCAUUGGAGCACAUAGCUGCAAAGCAAGACAAAGCAAAGGAUAAAGCCGGAAAGCUUGCGCGGGGAAUGUCCGUUUCUGCUAGUAGCCUUAAUCUCGGCCAAUCACUGGAGCUGCUCGCUGAUCAUGGUGACGACCACGAAAACGACGAAACGAGGAUUGAUUUCAGACCCUUGUAUCAAUGUUUGCAUAUCCAUGAAGUACUGGACAAAAGAAAUGAUUUCCGAAGCCUCUAUGAAGAGAAGAGAAGAAUGCAAGCGCGCUUGCUGGUGGGACAACGAUUCUCUUUUGAGACUGGCGACCUUUCCGGAUUUGAUAGAUACCUUCACGACGUUGUCGGCUUCUUUAUCAUUGAGGCAAUCGUCAUGAAUUCUACCCAGAACUUUCGUUCGCGAAGCGGCGUAGAAAGUCUGUGGUCCAAUGCAACCGAUAAAAUGAACGAGGUUAUUACGGAUAGUUUGCAGGACUGCCGAGACCCUGACCUGUUCCUGGCCAUUAAGCUCCGAGUUGUGAACUUCAUUGACACUAUGGAGUCGUACGGCUUUGCAGUGACUAGCCUCAUGGAUUUGAUGCUAUCUCUACUUGAUCGCUACGGUGAACUGAUGAAAUCAAAGUGUAGCGAGAGCUUAGUUGAGACUGUAGAAGAGGACGAGUACGCCCCCAUGAUUGUCAAUGACCAACAAGAAUAUGACAAAGUUACCGUCGCUUUCAAACUCAAAGACGAUUCCAAGACGAGAAAUCUCAAAUAUGUGUCCAAAGAAUGGGCGUCUAGCAUCCGAUUUCCGAAAACUUUACCCUUCUCCAAAGGCUUUCCACAAUGCUGCGACCGCAUCAAGCAAUUCAUUACCGGUUUCUACAGAUUUGCAGAGGGCUUCGAGCAACAGUACAACGAAAUGGACGAUUUGCUCAAAAAAUCUUUGGAGAAUCUUUUGGUGCAGACGCUCAAUGGCACCUUAAUGAGGAAGAUAAUGGUGAAUAACAUGUCUCAAGUCGUUCAAAUAAUGAUCAAUCUCGAGUACUUCGAGAUGGCAUGCGCGGAGUUUGAGCAGCUUCUGAUGGAAAACAGGACAGCACAUAAAGCGGGUAUCAUUCGGCUAUCCGCGACCCAAGUAUUUAAAGAAUCCCGAAUUUUGGCAGAGAAACGCCUGUUUGAGCUGCUAAACAUGAAAAUGGACGAAUUCUUGGAACUUGCGGAUUACGAUUGGAACAACCCGCUCCCAGCCAAAAGCCAAGAUGGUCACAGCGCAUACUUGGAUGACCUGGUCACCUUCAUGAACGCCAUUAUCACGUCAACAUUGAUCAACCUUCCCUCUAACAUGCGCAGCCAAAUCUACCUAGGCGCAUUUAAGCACCUAGCAUCCGCAAUUUAUGGUCUCCUAUUAGAUCCUGAUAUUAAACGCCUCAGCCCUGGAAUAAUCGACAUAUUCGAUAACGAUGUCGCAUUCUUGGAAAAGUUUGCGGCGGGUGUGGGAGAAGCCAGUGUCACUGAUGCUUUCGCAGAACUGAGACAGACUAUUCUUCUACUAAAGUCAUCCAACUACGAGGACAUUCUGAAUCCGGCGAUUAGGGACAAGAGAUAUUCGCGUAUCAAAUUCAACAACCUCGCUGUUGUGCUUGAAAAAAUGAAGGGCGAUACCUCUGUAUUUGCAAAAUCGACUCCGGCAGAGAAAGCCAAGAGGAAGAGCAUUGAUACAGUUCUAAAGGGUAUCAAAACCCAGCAAUCAUCGUCACCAACGAAAUAGCGAAGAUUCACCGCGUCACAAGUCCGGCACUGUGGUUUACUUGGAGGGAGACUAUCGACCGGCCUAGGGUACAUAUCUAAUGUGUUGCCAAUACGCCAACCUUUAUCAAAGUGAACUACUUCCAGUAUUAGUCUCCUUGCAAUUAUACCCCCUUAUCCCCUUGAGGAUCAUUAUAUGAGAUUAGAUUGUCUUGGCCAAUCCCAACUUUCCACUUCCA
Messenger RNA from Spizellomyces punctatus DAOM BR117, 2778 nucleotides. RefSeq lists its product as uncharacterized. The transcript is spliced from 18 exons. The record is from RefSeq and is a predicted model, not a curated record. The coding region runs from base 129 to 2561 and encodes 810 amino acids. Gene Ontology annotation, cellular component: membrane; exocyst. Lineage: Eukaryota; Fungi; Chytridiomycota; Chytridiomycetes; Spizellomycetales; Spizellomycetaceae. Gene Ontology annotation, biological process: intracellular protein transport; Golgi to plasma membrane transport; exocytosis.